This is a messenger RNA of Lottia gigantea (owl limpet), 3298 nucleotides long. RefSeq lists its product as hypothetical. Gene Ontology annotation, cellular component: plasma membrane. Gene Ontology annotation, molecular function: metalloendopeptidase activity. Bases 738 to 3014 code for a protein of 758 amino acids. The record is from RefSeq and is a predicted model, not a curated record. Gene Ontology annotation, biological process: protein processing. The transcript is spliced from 23 exons. NCBI's taxonomy places the organism in Eukaryota, Metazoa, Mollusca, Gastropoda, Lottiidae.
AAUGGUCUGGAAAUUUGACGGAAAAUUUUAACAGUGUUUACAGAUUUGUAAAAUAUUUGCGUUCUAGACUGAAAUAUUCCAAUCUCUAUAACUGUUUAUUGUCUAGAAUAGAAGGACGUCAAACCUCAGGCAAUUCAGUUCAAAGCUGCCAGCAAUGUUCUGGAAAUAGGACAUAGAAUUUUAACAGUGUGUUCAGAUUUUGAAACAUUCUGCGUUGUGGACUGAACUAUUCUAAUCUCCAUUACCGUGGUUAGUUACCAAAGUAUGACAAAAAGUAUGGUCAAAACUUUGGUCAAGAUAAUGUCUAGUUACACUUUGAGCCCGCGUGAAGGAUCUGGAGAAGAUUACUGUAACCUUUGAUGACUAUUUUGCACUGUUUGUGGUAUUAGUCAGUCAGCAGGUAGCCCCGAAUGUUGGAAUUCUGGAUCGUUUGAAAUCACUGAAGAGGACUAAGGAAACUUCCAGUCGAGAGAAUACUGGAAUCCUGUUCUCAAUUGGUGUAAUUUCAGUCGUUCAAUAACAAGAGAGGAUUAUCUUGCAGAAAUUAGAAAUCGGUCACUUGUUUGUGGCGUUUCAUCUUCCUCUUUCAGAGGAACAACAUCAACCAAAAAGGAUUGGAGAAUCUGACUGUUGCAAGCAGUAUAAAGGACUAGUGUCCUCGAUCAAGGAGGACCCGUUGUAUAAGACAAUAGUACAGGAAUAUUUGCUGAAGAUCUUGGAUCUUCCUGGAAACGAAGAUGGCGAAAUGGACUGGCAGAGAGAAAGGCAUGAUGUUUUUGACGGUAGUUUUUCUGAUCGUUGCUGCUGCGCUGGCAGUUGUUCUUGCCUUAAAAUACCAAGAAGAUGAUGACCCGUCGGAGGAAACUAAAGUAAACCUCGUUACCGAGUUUCAAGUCGGGAUCAAAGAAGGUAGCACGGGGCACACAGACGGAGCCUCAUCCCAUAUACUACACACCCUGACAACCAGAUCAAUUCAUCAGGACGACGUGUGCAUGACUCCAGAAUGUGUUAAAACUUCGGCAGAUCUGCUAGACGCAAUGGACCAAUCCAUAGACCCUUGUGAAGACUUCUUCCAAUAUUCUUGUGGUAAAUGGAACCAGAAGCACGUGAUACCAGAGGACAAGUCUGGUUUGUCACGGUUUAACGAGGUCAGAGACGACGUUAAGGCAAAACUCAAAGGAGUCAUAGAAAAAGAUGACGCAUCUGACAUCGACGCCAUCAAGAAAACUAAGAUAUUUUAUCAAUCGUGUAUGAAUGAAAGUUCCAUAGCUAUGAAUAGUAAACCAGAGCUAGACCAAGCUAUCAAUGAGUUGGGUGGUUGGCCAUUACUCCUACCAAAUUGGAAUGAGACCGGCUUCAAUUUGGAGAAGUUGUUAGCUGACUACCUUCUGGUCGGGGGUAAUGGUUUGAUAAGAACGUCCGUACAGCCCGAUGAUAAGGAUACCUCUGAAUACGUGAUUCUGCUCGACCAGGGUCUUCUAUUUAUGGUAUCGAGAAGUUACUAUCUCAAUGGUAGAGAUGAUGUACAUGUACAAGCUUAUGAAAAGUACGUUGUGGAGGUAGCUAAGAAAUUUGGCGCCAAGAGUCCUGAAUCAGACGUCAGAGACGUCAUAGAUUUUGAGAUUCAGAUGGCCAAUCUCACAACUCCAGCUUCGGAAAGAAGAGACACCAAUAAACUAUACCAUAAGAUUGCAAUAAAGUCCCUUAACGUAGACAGCAAUGGGUUUAACUGGAUAAAGUACCUUUUCCUAGCUUUUAAAAACUUCUAUAAUUCAAUGAGCGUAGAAGAAGAGAUUGUAGUCUACGAGCCGGGAUAUUUAAAAAAUGUUAUAGAAUUGGUGAACAAUACGCCUAAAAAGACAGUGGCCAAUUAUAUCAUGAUGAGAUUUGUCCUGUCCAAUAUACAAUAUUUAUCAGAAGAAUUCCGAAUUUUGAAACACGAUUAUAACAAGGUAAUGAGUGGAGCGAAACACGACAGUGCAAGAUGGGGGACUUGCCUUGAUCAUACCCUACAUAUGUUUCCUGUAUCAGGUGGCAGAAUGUUUGUAGAUAAAUAUUUUGACGAAGAGGCGAAAAAGGAGGCUAAAGUAUUAAUCACAAAUAUUCGUCAAUCAUUCAGUGAAAUUAUCAACGAAACAACAUGGAUGGACCAGGAAACAAAAGAUAAAGCUGAGGAAAAGGUAGUAUCGGCAUUGAGAGAGAGAAUCGCCUACCCUGAGUGGAUUAAAGAUAACGACGAGCUAGAUAAAUUCCUAGCUGAGGUAAACGUUUCUGAUAGUCAUCUGUUCCGCAAUGUUCUAGAUAAAACGAAACACAAUGUUGCAACUAAUUUGAAAAAAAUAAAGGAAUCUGUAGACAAAACCAAAUGGUAUCAGAGCGCUGCUAUUGUUAAUGCCUUCUAUGACCCGAGUACAAACUCUAUUACUUUUCCUGCUGGUAUCUUACAACCUCCAUUCUACAACGAACAUUACCCAAGGUCAUUAAUUUAUGGUGGAAUUGGUCUAGUUAUUGGACACGAGAUAACACAUGGUUUUGAUGAUCAGGGUAGUAGACAGUAUGAUAAAGACGGAAAUUUAAAAUCUUGGUGGACGAACAGCUCUUCAGAUAAUUUUAAUGAUCUAGCUCAAUGUAUUAUAGAUCAGUAUUCUAAGUUUACUAUUGGUAAUGAUCAUAUAAAGGGAAAGAACACCCAAGGUGAAAAUAUUGCUGAUAAUGGUGGUAUCCAUGUUGCCUUUAGGGCUUAUCAUAAAUGGUUAGAAAACCAUUCAGAAGAUUUUAAACAGCUUCCAGGCGUAGAGUUAAAACAUGAUCAACUUUUCUUCCUUAAUUUUGCUCAGGGAUGGUGCGGUCUUCGAACGCCGGCAGCACAACAUAACCAAAUAUUAUCAGACCCACACAGCCCCGGUAGAUUCAGGAUAAUAGGUACUCUGUCUAACAGUGAAGAAUUUAGUAAAGCGUACCAAUGUAAACCUGGUAGUAGAAUGAAUCCAGAACAUAAAUGUCGUGUAUGGUAGUGGGCGUGGUCAGAACUAGAUUGUGAGAGGGGGGGGGGGAUUUCAAAUGCAAUAGCGCUGACGAAGCACCGUGUACACAAGCCGCCUUUACAGGGCUUAUUGGGUUUCCCCCCAUAAUAAUAUUUGAAAAAUGAAAUAGGGGUACAAUUGGGCUACAAACUAUUUUUUGAGGGGGUAAAAAAGUUUUAUUUAGUUUUAUUGUAACGAGUUUUAUCUAUCACGUCUCUAGGAGUAAAAUCUGAUAAUGUUAUCUGUUAUAAUGUUAUAAAUACACACAAGAUGAU